AUGGGUUAUGGGCUCAAGCGCGCUCGCAUAAUUGGUGACCUGGCUGGACAAGGUUCCGGAACUAGUCAAAGCCAUCGUCUCGGGGGUGAGCUGACUGGACCCCCAUUCCAAGACGUCCUUUUUUCCUCGACGACGCCGGGAGGAUUUACAAGGAAGUACGGGAUCAUCGAAAUUCCUUUGCAAUAUGAACCGGGAUUGGGAGUUCUAAAAGUGUUGGAGAAAGUACCUGUUAGGAAUGAGAAUGCUGGAGAUGACGAGUUAGAGGAAUGUUGGUUGCAAAGGGAGCUGACGAGGAAACUUAAGAAUCUGAGAGAGACUAAAGUGUUAGUGGAAACUGGGGAAGCAAGCCUCAUGAAGUUCAUGAUGAAUGUACGGUGA
Molecule: messenger RNA, 378 nt
Organism: Sclerotinia sclerotiorum 1980 UF-70
Lineage: Eukaryota; Fungi; Ascomycota; Leotiomycetes; Helotiales; Sclerotiniaceae
Exons: 2
Coding region: 1-378 (125 amino acids)
Source: RefSeq, a predicted model, not a curated record